Choloepus didactylus (southern two-toed sloth) is the source of this 4340-nucleotide messenger RNA. It is a transcript of the gene SLC26A1, whose product is annotated as solute carrier family 26 member 1. The record is from RefSeq and is a predicted model, not a curated record. NCBI's taxonomy places the organism in Eukaryota, Metazoa, Chordata, Mammalia, Pilosa, Megalonychidae. Gene Ontology annotation, molecular function: chloride transmembrane transporter activity; secondary active sulfate transmembrane transporter activity; oxalate transmembrane transporter activity. The coding region runs from base 1237 to 3300 and encodes 687 amino acids. Gene Ontology annotation, biological process: transmembrane transport. The transcript is spliced from 3 exons. Gene Ontology annotation, cellular component: membrane.
GAGGGAGGGGAGGGGGCUGGUUCCCUGGGGCAGGUUUGGAGAGAUGGUGGAAGGAGCAGCUCAGCUGGGGGGGUCCCCAAAGCUGUGGGGUGCGCUGGCCAGCCCUCACCCCACCUCUCCAGGCCUGGGGCCCCAGCUCAGCCGCUGCUGCUUCCCAGGCUCUGGUACCCCCUUGGGACAGGGCUCCUGGAGGAGGGAGGGUCCCGCAAAGAGCUGGCUGAGUGGCGAGGGGCCCCCGACAGGAGUCCCCUCCCUCUGGGGCCCUGCCCCCCCACUUCCCCUUCAACAUCUGGCUGUCUCCGUGCCCUGGAAUGGAGCCCCCAGACCAGCAGCUGACGUCAGGGCCACACCCCUGCCCCAGCUGGCUCCUGAGGACACCUGCCAGCAUGUCAGGCCCUUUGCAGUUCCCGGCAGCCCCCGGCCCCAUCCCCAGUCCCCAGUCCGGCAGCCACGUGGGCCCCUGGGAUGGCAGAGCUCCCCAGGCUGUGCCCUAGACAAGGGGCCCUUUGUGUCCACUCUCCCAGUUUAACCCGCAAGCAUCCAGCAGUUGCAGGUUUUAUUUUCAUUUUUUCAUUUUAAAGAUGAGGGCCCCCAAAGCUCUGGGUGGCUUUUAAAGGAGCAGCUCGAUUUGGUGCCUGUGGGUCGUCUACCUUCAAGCUGGCCCUGUGUGGUGGGCACCGAGGGGCCACCGUGGGGAAUGAGGCCAGAGGCUGGGUGUCUGCCCCGGGACCCCAGCCCCCGUGGGAAGAGCACGCCUGGCAGCCACCCGGACCAGAAAGGAGGGUGCCAGCUGGACCCCCCACCCGGCACUGAGCCGGCUCAGUCACAGGCCCUCGCCCCGUCACCACUCAAGGACUGACCCCAGCUCCUGGCAGGACAGGGGAGCCGGACGCAGACGAGGACACCAGCCCUGGGUGCACCGCCUGCCCCUGAGCCUCAUCCAGGGUGCCAGGGAGGGGGUGCACACGCUAGCAUCCUGCUGAGCCCUGCUCUGGGGACGCCCUGGGAGCUCCCAGGCCCGUGGGCCUCCGAUUACAGUACAACUCGCCCGAUUAGCUGCCCAGGUAGCCCCCAUCUGGGGGAAGCCGUGACUCAGCUCCCUGCGAGGUAAAUGAUUUAACCGCACGCCCGGAACGGCCUCACACUCAGCCGCCUGCCGCAGAGCUGGCCACAGGCCGGUGCCCCCCGAGCCCCGAGUGGUAUCCCACAGGUCAGCCCGAGGCACCGGGGACGGACAUGUCGUCUGAGCGCGUGCCGCAGGGCGGAGGGCCAGUGCUGGUGCGGCGGCAGCCACCAGCUCCCCGGGGCCUGCGCGAGGCGCUCAAGGGCAGGCUGUGGCGGGGCUGCGUGUGCAGCUGGGCGCGGGCCUGGGCGCUGGUGCAGGCCCUGGUCCCCGUGACGCACUGGCUGCCUCGGUACUGCCCACGGGAGGCACUGGUGGGCGACGUCAUGUCCGGGCUGGUCAUCGGCAUCAUCCUGGUGCCUCAGGCCAUCGCCUACUCACUGCUGGCGGGGCUGCAGCCCGUGUACAGCCUCUACACAUCCUUCUUCGCCAACCUCCUCUACUUCCUGCUGGGCACCUCCCGCCACGUGUCCGUGGGCAUCUUCAGCCUGCUCUGCCUCAUGGUGGGCCAGGUGGUGGACCGCGAGCUGCAGCUGGCAGGCUUCGACCCCGCCCCAGGUGCCCUCAACACCUCAGCCGCUGGGCUGGCACCUGGGCUGCAGGAGUGCGGGCGGGACUGCUACGCCAUCCGCGUGGCCACGGCCCUCACACUGAUGGCCGGCAUCUACCAGGUGCUCAUGGGCGUCCUCCGGCUGGGCUUCGUGUCUGCCUACCUCUCGCAGCCCCUGCUCGACGGCUUCGCCAUGGGUGCCUCUCUCACCAUCCUCACCUCCCAGCUCCGGCACCUGCUGGGUGUACACGUGCCACGGCACCAGGGCCCCGGCAUGGUGGUGAGCACAUGGCUGAGCCUGCUGCGCCACGCUGGGCAGGCCAACCUGUGCGACGUGCUCACCAGUGCCGUGUGCCUGGCAGUGCUGCUGGCCGCCAAGGAGCUUUCAGAGCGCUGCCGGCACCGCCUGCACGUGCCACUGCCCACCGAGCUGGCCGUCAUCGUGGUGGCCACGCUCGUGUCCCACUUUGGCCGGCUGCAUGAGCGUUUCGGCUCCAGUGUGGCCGGCAACAUCCCCACCGGCUUCCUGGCCCCACGGGCCCCUGACCCCAUGCUGAUGCAACGUGUGGCCCUGGAUGCCGUGGCUCUGGCCCUCGUAAGCUCUGCCUUCUCAGUCUCGCUGGCUGAGAUGUUUGCCCGCAGCCAUGGCUACUCGGUGCGUGCCAACCAGGAGCUCCUGGCCAUCGGCUUCUGCAACGUGGUGCCUGCCUUCUUCCACUGCUUUGCCACCAGCGCAGCGCUGGCCAAGAGUCUGGUGAAGACGACCACCGGCUGCCGCACGCAGCUGUCCAGCGUGGUCAGCGCGGCCGUGGUGCUGCUGGUGCUGCUGGUGCUGGCGCCGCUCUUCCGGGACCUGCAGCGGAGCGUGCUGGCCUGCGUCAUCGUCGUCAGCCUGCGCGGGGCGCUGCGCAAGGCGGCGGACGUGCCGCGGCUGUGGCGGCUGAGCCGGGCCGACGCGCUGGUCUGGGUGGCCACGGCGGCCACGUGCGUGCUGCUCAGCAUCGAGGCGGGGCUGCUGGCGGGCGCGCUCCUCUCGCUGCUCAGCCUGGCGGGCCGCACGCGGCGCCCGCACGCCGCCCUGCUCGCGCGCGUCGGGGACUCCGCCUGCUUCGAGGACGCCGCCGAGUUCGAGGGUCUCGUCCCUGAGCCGGGGGUCCGGGUCUUCCGCUUCGGGGGGCCCCUGCACUUCGCCAACAAGGACUUCUUCCUGCGCUCGCUCUACAGCCUCACGGGGCUCGACGCGGGGCGCGCGGCCGCCAGCAGACAGGGGCCCGGGGCGGGGGCCGGCCAGGGGGCCCCAGACUGGACGAGCACCGCGUCCGCGCUGCUGCCCGCCGCGGCUGCCUUCCACACGGUGGUGGUCGACUGCGCCCCGCUGCUGUUUCUGGAUGCGGCCGGGCUCGCCACGCUGCAGGACCUGCGCCGGGACUACGAGGCCCUGGGCGUUUCCCUGCUCCUGGCCGGCUGCAGCCCGGCGGUGCGGGACACGCUGAGGAGGGGCGGCUUCCUCGGGGAGGACCCCGGAGACUUGGCCGAGGAGGGGCAGCUGUUCCUCAGCGUGCACCGAGCCGUGCUGGCGGCCCGAGCCCACCACAGCGGACUGGCGGUGGCCAACUCCACGCUCUAGCAGGGCAGCCCCUGCCAGCAGGCCUCACACCCCCGGGAGCCCCGGGCAGACACCCACAGACGAUCACCACAUUCCUUCCCAGGGGCUGUGCCGCUUGGAGCAACCGCGGCUCCUCCUGGGAAAGGGGACCCCAGACCCCCGCCAGUCCAGAACACAGCAUGGCUGCCGUGGGCCUGACCCCGGGCGGUGGCACAGUGCACGGGGCGCGACUGGCUUAGCGCUUGGCCUAGCUGUCUGCAAGGUCUUCAUCUCUGAACGAGGAGCCCUAUGUUUACUGUUGCCCUGGGCCCCACAGAUCAGGCCUCCCAGGCGCCCGAAGGCCUGCCCAGCACCGGCCCCACCUUCCCGACAACCAACUGCUCCUCAGGCCCAGGCCCUUGGCCCCUCCUGCCUCAAGUCUAAAGGCAGGUGGGGCCACCACGCACUUCGGCCCAGCCCUGGGGACGGUGAACCCCUGCCCGGCACACAGCAUGAGGUGCUGCAGGUCCACUUGCUGAGGCUGUUGUUGGGCUGCCACCUGGGCCCCUCACCAUCCAGGAGCCAAGCCCAGCCCCAGGGCCCCCAGGAGGCAGCCCAGGGGGUCCUCCCACUCCCCUCCCCGACAGGGACCGGGGUCACACAGCCCCCUCAAGGAGACAGGUACCCCUGCACCCUCCUCACUGGGAGCCCCAUCCUCCUCUCUCAGCCCGGGUCCCACCCACCUGGCCGUGACGAGGUCCAGCAGCCAGUGGGUCCGGACCUGCUUGAUGCCCCCGUGAGGGACGGCGCCCACGUAGGCGAGGUUGAGCUGCUGGUCCCAGCUGAGGUCAUACUGGUCAGCUUGGUCGUGCGGCAGUGGGGGGCUGGGGACAGACAGGGUGGGGGGCUGCUAGAGUCCCAGGUUCCAGUUCGGGGACCACUCCGGAGCCUGCCAGUCCUGAUAGGGGCUCCAGGAGGCGGCCCUGGCAGCUUCUACUUGUGUGCUGUCCUGUCUCCUCUCCAAGUCAGAGUCACUGGGAACACAUUUAGUCCCAGAUGUAAUAAGAUGACCCCUGACACCA